AUGCGGAAGAGGCAGAAGGGAGGAAGGAUGGAUAGACAGAUUGUUGCACAGACUGACAAAAGUCUGAAAGACAAAAAGAAAGAAAGAAUUAAAGAAAGAAAGGAAGAAAGACAGGAGAAAGGAAAGAAGGAACCAAAAAACCAAGGAACAAAGAAAAAGAGAGGAGGGAAGGAUGGAAGAAAGGAAAGAAGGAAGAAAAAAAAGGAAAGAAGGAAAGCAAGCAGGCAGGAAGGAUGGAAUGAAUUUAUGAAUGAAGGAACAAAGAAAAGAAAGGAAGGAAAGCAAGCAGACAGGCAGGAAGGAAGGAAGGAUGGAAGGAAUGAACGAAGGAAAGAACAAACAAAAGAAAAAAGGAAGGAAGGAUGGAUGAAGGAAGUAAGGAAGGAAGGAAGGAAAAAAAGAAAGAAAGAAAAGGAAGAUGCAAGCAGGCAGGUACAUGUAGGUAGGAAGGAAGGAAUGAUGGUCGGAUGGAUGGAAGGAAGGAAAGAAGGAAGGAAGAAGGAAGAAAGAAAGGAGAAAGUGAAGAAUUCAAGUAGAAGAAGGAAUGUACAAGAGAUCCCCAGUCAAAAUACAGGAUGA
Lytechinus pictus (painted urchin) is the source of this 579-nucleotide messenger RNA. RefSeq lists its product as uncharacterized. Bases 1 to 579 code for a protein of 192 amino acids. The transcript has a single exon. Lineage: Eukaryota; Metazoa; Echinodermata; Echinoidea; Temnopleuroida; Toxopneustidae. The record is from RefSeq and is a predicted model, not a curated record.